Messenger RNA from Ruditapes philippinarum (Manila clam), 1591 nucleotides. RefSeq lists its product as uncharacterized. The record is from RefSeq and is a predicted model, not a curated record. The coding region runs from base 74 to 1591 and encodes 505 amino acids. Lineage: Eukaryota; Metazoa; Mollusca; Bivalvia; Venerida; Veneridae. The transcript has 10 exons.
ACUUGUUCAGCAACCAGGCUAAAUAUACCUGUCUAAACUAAAUAUCAACUAACUUAUUAACAUUAAAAGUUUCAUGGUAUUGGAAUUAAGUAACGUGUAUUUCACAGUUUCAGCUAAUUAUGAUCUAUCAACCGAAACCGUCACGUGGCAUGAGGCGAAGAGCAGGGAAAACUUUGCAACACCUGAAAUACAAGUGGAUAGUAUAUCUUUUAGUGUAAAUAUACCAUCUAGCAUUAGGCUAGAUGAAACUAAGGAAGUAUGGGUUGGAUAUUAUAAGAAGGAAACAGCUUUCGCCUACAUUGGAUGUGGCCGUAUAAACAUUGCAAAACACCAAACUUUGUUACCGAUAUCUCAAAAUUCACCUGGUAUGUGUUAUUCAAUGUGCAAUAAAUCUAAACAUGAUUAUAUUGGACUAAACAACGACAAGUGUUUCUGUAUGGAUGAACGGCCAGACGAGAAUCUAACUAUGGCUUCUUGUAAUAUUGUGGUUAAUAGAACUUGGAUUGCUGGAGGUGAACAUGAAGGUCAUCAAUAUAUGUCAAUAUACCAAAGGAUGAAGACGGAUCUACACGUUAAAAGAGAUCAGGGUGAAAAAUGCUUAGGUUUCCAGAAAGAUCCUAUAUAUUGGUGGAGUAGGUGCGACAACCUCUAUUUCCGUGCGUUAUGUAAAUAUGAUUCGAAUGGAAACAUUUUAUUUAAUGAUUUUCAUUCUUUGGAAUGGACAGCUUAUGUUCAAAGAUGUUUUAAUAAUGGAAGUUAUCCUAUAACCUUUAACGACACCAGACGCUUAAAUAUUUCACAGGCUACUGGUCAGACAUGGACAAAUGUUAUUCGUAGUGAUGCAAUCUACAAAUAUUAUGAGACUUCAAAUUCAAUCAGUAUUGCUGACGUCACAAGAUUUGGGUAUAUAUCAAGACGUGGAAACGUAACAGAACUUUCUUUUAAAAUGGAUGCUAACCAGAAACUGUAUUUUCUUCAACAACUUCUUGGCACAAAAUCAACAAGUCAUAAUGAAUUGGUGUCAUCCACUAGUCAAAUACCACAUAAAUAUACUAAGCGAAGCAGUGUCAAACCUAACAACGUUGCCAUAAGUAAUAAAGUCACAUUGCAAGAAAUAUUGAUCAAGCCCUAUGAUAUCACAACCUUACCGACAGGAAAUUUAGAACAUUCAACAUUUCCGUCUAAAAGAACAACUGACUUUGUAUCAAAGAAUUGGACAACUCCAUCAUACCGUUCUGACGUCACUAUUCCUAUAAUCAUGUCAGUAAUAGCUGUUAUGUUAGUGGCAGUUGUUGUUGUUGUGGUUUUAAUGUUGCGAAGACGUGGGAUGAUUCCAAACAUGUGCAUCAGAUGUUUUGCUUUAGACAAAAGAACACCUGACACUUUUCCUACUAAAAGUAACGUUCAUGGUAAAUUUCAAGAGUCAGCUGAUGAACAAAUUGCGGAACGUAAUAACUAUGUAAAUGAAGACGCAAGACAAGAUCUCGGCUCAGAUAAUAAAGGUCACACGGCACAUACUUAUUGCAUCAUCCAGCCUGCUGCAAGGGAGUCUCAUGCAUACGACAGUCUUGAUUCGAAAAUAAAUAAAUGA